AUUGGCGCUGACGUCAUUGAAGCGCCUGGGAAAGUGGAGCUGGUGGUGCUGGCAAGAGCGGAAAAAAUAAGAAACGGGAAUGAAACAGACCACUUCCACUUACCAGAUAUAAUUGGAAUUAUUAACGGUCCCCUGGCAAAUCUGGGUGACUAGCAACGUUGUAACCGGGUUUGGACGAGACUCAUCCUGGACGGUAAGCUAAAUGACUAGGCAUUGAGAUUUUCAGCAUUGCAGAUAAUGGAUUACUUAUGAACUGGUCUUCAACGUUCAGCUGCACCUGCCCUGUUCAAUACACACACAUUUAAAAAUCAACUUUGGCAAACUUUUUACCUUGUUUGACACCAAACCAAAACAACCAAUGUCAUUUUAUAACAUCAAAAAAAGAUUGUUACAGUGUAUCAGUUGACUUGUAUAAAUUAUGAAACAUUACAAUAUAACAGUGAUCAUUUUUAGAAAAAAACAAACAUUUGGAUUUUAAAAAACAAAACAAAAAAACAAAAAACAAAAAAAAAUAACAAAACAAAAAAAUCUACUCUAUUAUACUCUAUUAACAACCAUGUACAGCAGUGGCCGGUCAGUGGGUAAGAUGGAUGGGAGCGGAAACAAUCGGAGCCCUGGCCGCUCCCCCAGGCUGCCGCGGUCUCCGCGAUUGGGCCACCGACGAACCAAUAGCACCGGCGGGAGCUCGGGUAGCGGUGUGGGUGGAGGGAGUGGGAAGACGCUGUCCAUGGAGAACAUCCAAUCGUUGAACGCUGCCUACGCCACCUCAGGCCCCAUGUACCUGAGUGACCACGAGAGCGUGGGGUCCGACCAGCCCAGGAGCACCAUGACGCUGGGUCGCUCUGGGGGCCGGCUGCCUUACGGGGUGCGCAUGACCACUGUGGGGAGCAGCCCCAACAUCACGGCCGCCAGCGGCCCGGGAGGACCUUCACACAGCGGGGUAGCCAGCGACACCAUCGCCUUUGGGGACCACCACCUGCCAGCCGUCAGCAUGGCUUCCACGGUGCCCCACUCCCUGCGCCAGGCCCGGGACAACACCAUCAUGGACCUGCAGGUCCAGCUGAAAGAGGUGCUGCGGGAGAACGAGCUGCUGCGCAAGGACAUGGAGGUUAAGGAGAGCAAGCUCAGCUCCUCCAUGAACAGCAUCAAGACCUUCUGGAGCCCCGAGCUGAAGAAGGAGCGUGCCCUGCGCAAGGAUGAGGUCACCAAGAUCACCAUCUGGAAGGAGCAGUUCAGGGUAAUGCAGGAGGAAAGCCAGCACCUGCAGGUGACGAUCCAGGCCCUGCAGGAUGAGCUGCGGAUCCAGAGAGACCUGAACCAGCUCUUCCAGCAGGACAGCUGCAGCCGUCCCAGCCAGCCCCUGGCCUUGGAGCUGACUGAGGAGAACUUCCAGCGGCUGUACUCUGAGCGUGAGCGGCAGGCCAAGGAGCUCUUCCUGCUGCGCAAGACCGUGGAGGAGAUGGAGCUGCGCAUCGACACCCAGAAGCAGACGUUGGGUGCCCGUGACGAGUCCAUCAAGAAGCUGCUGGAGAUGCUGCAGAGCAAGGGGCUGUCGGCCAAGGCGAGCGAGGAAGACCACGAGCGCACACGCCGCCUGGCCGAGGCAGAGAUGCACGUCCACCACCUGGACAGCCUGCUGGACCAGAAGGAGAAGGAGAAUGGCGCCCUCCGCGAGGAGAUCCAUCGCCGGUAUGAAGGGGCCCCCGAGUCUGCCAAGACCAAGGCUCUGCAAACCGUCAUCGAAAUGAAGGACACUAAGAUCGGCUCCCUGGAGCGCGGGCUUCUGAACCUGGAAGAGGAGGUGCACAUGCUCAAGUCAAACGGAGCUGUCAGCACUGAAGAGCGGGAGGAAGAAAUGAAGCAGAUGGAGGUCUAUCGCAGCCAUUCCAAGUUCAUGAAGAAUAAGGUAGAGCAGCUGAAGGAGGAGCUACACCAGAAUGAGGUCCAGAGGGAGGAGCUGAGAAAGCAGGCGGCUUGCCACCAGCUUGAGAUUGACCAGGUUAAGCAGGAUCUGUCUCGGAGGGACACGGAGCUGCUGGCCAUGCAGACCAAGCUGGAGACCCUGACCAACCAGUUCUCAGACAGCAAGCAACACAUUGAGGUCCUGAAGGAGUCCCUGACUGCCAAGGAGCAGAGAUCAGCCAUUCUCCAGACAGAGGUGGACGCCUUGCGUCUGCGUCUUGAGGAGAAGGAGACGAUGCUGAGCAAGAAGAGCAAGCAGAUCCAGGAGAUGAACGAGGAGAAGGGCACUCUCAACGGGGAGAUCCACGACCUGAAGGACAUGCUGGAUGUGAAAGAGCGUAAGGUCAACGUCCUGCAGAAGAAGAUCGAGAACUUGCAGGAGCAGCUCCGGGACAAAGAGAAGCAGAUGGCCAGCCUGAAAGAGCGGGUGAAGUCUCUGCAGACCGACACCUCGAACACGGACACUGCUCUGACCACGCUGGAGGAGGCUCUGGCUGAGAAGGAACGCAUCAUUGAGAGGCUGAAGGAGCACAGGGACCGGGACGAGCGUGAGAAGACAGAGGAGAUCGACAGCAACAAGAAGGAGCUCAAAGAACUGAAGGAGAAGGUCAGCCAGCUGCAAGGAGACCUCUCCGACAAAGAGACUUCUCUUCUGGACCUGAAGGAGCACGCCUCGUCCCUGGCUUCUUCUGGCCUCAAGAAGGACUCCAAGUUGAAGAGUCUGGAGAUAGCGCUGGAUCAGAAGAAAGAGGAAAUCCUCAAACUGGAAACACAACUUAAAAAGCACACUGAGCUCUUGUCAGGCCAUCCAUCCAAACUCGCCCUCGAGUCUGCUAUGGAGGCGCGGAUGAGCACAGAGUUGUCCGAUCGGAUCCAGGGCUUGGAGAGGGAGGUGGCACGGCACAGGGACGAGGCCAGCAAGGCACAGGCAGAGGUGGACCGCCUGCUGGAGAUCCUGCGGGAGAUGGAGAAUGAGAAGAAUGACAAGGACAAGAAAAUCAUUGAGCUGGAGAGCUUGGCUUCAAGGCAGAUGAAGGACCAGAGCAAGAAGGUGGCUAACCUGAAGCACAAGGAGCAGGUAGAGAAGAAGAAGAACGCUCAGCUGAUGGAAGAGGCCCGCAAGAGGGAGGACAACAUUAAUGAGAGCUCCCAGCAACUCCAGGACUCCCUGCGUCAGAAGGACGAUCGUAUUGAGGAGCUGGAGGAGGCUCUGAGGGAGAGCGUGCAGAUCACUGCAGAGCGAGAGAUGGUGCUGGCCCAGGAGGAAUCGGGCCGCUCACAUGCAGAAAAGCAGCACUUAUAUGAACAAAUGCAUGACUCCAACCACGCUGGCUUUAAGUGGUUCAAGAUGGAGGAGCUGAUGGCCGCCAUGGAGAAGGUGAAGCAGGAGCUGGAGUCCAUGAAAGCCAAGCUAUCGUCCACGCAGCAGUCCCUGGCAGAGAAGGAGGCUCACCUGACCACCCUCCGUGCAGAGCGCAGGAAACACCUGGAGGAGGUGCUGGAGAUGAAACAAGAGGCGCUGCUGGCGGCAAUCAGCGAGAAGGACGCCAACAUCGCACUGCUGGAGCUCUCCUCCUCCAAGAAGAAGAAGACGCAGGAUGAGGUCACCUCGCUCAAGAGGGAGAAGGACCGCCUGGUGCAGCAGCUCAAACAGCAGACACAGAACCGGAUGAAACUGAUGGCUGAUAACUACGAGGACGACCACCUGAAAAGCUCUCAGCGUGCCGACCAGACCAACCAUAAGCCCUCCCCAGACCAGAUUAUCCCCCCUCUUUUAGACCUCAACCAGAACCGCAGCAAACUGAAGCUGUACAUCGGACACCUGACCGCACUUUGCCAAGACCGGGACCCCCAGAUUCUCCAAGGGAUAGCCCCACCCACUUCAUAUCACCACGACGACCGAGCAGCUUGGGAGGAGGAGCUGCAGAAGAUGAGCUUGGAGCAGCUGGAGGCAGAGCUGGAGAAAUGCGAGAAGGAAAGCGCGGAACUCCAGGAAUACGCCAACACAGUCCUCCAACAGAUAGCCGAUCACUGUCCUGACAUCCUGGAACAAGUCGUCAACGCGCUGGAAGAGUCUUCGUGACGGGAAGAAAGAAGGGGACUUUCAUCUACUCCCUCGCUCUGCAAAAUCCCUCAAGUCUCAGGUCCACUCUGACGACUCAGUCCGUUAUCUGCGUGUGUGGGAGAGAUUAAGGGACAGCUCUGACUGCUACCCUAGUCACUCAGCACAGCAACAUCUGUUAUGUAAAACACCCUUUAUUUGGGACUGGAAAACUGCCUCCCCCUCCAUCCCCAGCGUUUCUGGUGUUAUUUCAGCCUUCGUUUUAUCUGUGAAAUCAGUGUUUUGUGAUUUGCAGUGUUUAUAGAAAGAAAGAAAAAAAUAGCAUAAAGUAGUUUUGAAAGUCCCCUUCAUUAGUACAAUGAUUUAUUCCCAUGUCGCAGGAUAGAGACAAUGGUUUCUAUUGUUGAAGCAAAAAUAAUAAAUACAUUUAACAUUAAAAAAAACUAAAAAAAACAUUUAGCAACUGCAAGCACCUUGUCUGGUCUUUGACGACUGGGUGAGGAGGAAAGUAUUAUUUAAUGUAAUAUAUUAUAAAUUGGGUAUUCUCAGAUUACAAAACUGACUUAGUACUGUACAGCUACGACCAAACGUUUUGCAUCACCCUAUGGAAUUAACACAUUUUGCUUCAUAAAGUCAAAUGAAACCUGCUGAAUAAUGUUACCUUAGCAUAUUGAAUUACAUACUGCUUUGUAGUUUUCCAUGUACUUCACGAUAAACUGAUAAAAAUUUAAAGAAUUGGCAUUUUCAAAUCUAACUACUAGUAUGGCUUCUUUUUGCGUUAUCAUUUUGUUGUUUCUUUGAUGUUAAAUAAAAAUAUCUA
Molecule: messenger RNA, 4844 nt
Organism: Polyodon spathula (Mississippi paddlefish)
Lineage: Eukaryota; Metazoa; Chordata; Actinopteri; Acipenseriformes; Polyodontidae
Product: ELKS/Rab6-interacting/CAST family member 1-like
Exons: 22
Coding region: 557-4045 (1162 amino acids)
Biological process (GO): maintenance of presynaptic active zone structure; regulation of synaptic plasticity; neuromuscular synaptic transmission
Cellular component (GO): cytoskeleton of presynaptic active zone
Molecular function (GO): structural constituent of presynaptic active zone
Source: RefSeq, a predicted model, not a curated record